Molecule: messenger RNA, 948 nt
Organism: Clavispora lusitaniae ATCC 42720
Lineage: Eukaryota; Fungi; Ascomycota; Pichiomycetes; Serinales; Metschnikowiaceae
Gene: COQ3
Product: hexaprenyldihydroxybenzoate methyltransferase
Biological process (GO): ubiquinone biosynthetic process
Cellular component (GO): mitochondrion
Molecular function (GO): 2-methoxy-6-polyprenyl-1,4-benzoquinol methyltransferase activity
Source: RefSeq, a predicted model, not a curated record
AUGAUUCGUUGCCCUCAUAUUUUUCAGAAGACCGUUAUUUUCCGAUCCCUCGCUUCUACAGCACGCCGGUGUCAUGAGUUCCCCAAAUUUACGGCUGCAUCUGACGAUGAGAUGUCUCAUUUCAACGCCUUGGCUUCUUCAUGGUGGGAUGUUGACGGACCUCAGCGCAUACUUCACAAGAUGAAUCUUCUCCGAAUGGAUUACAUCAAUGAGAUGGUUCGGACACAUUUGAAACUUAAUGAGGGUGUGGAAUCCGAAGACGAGGAAACUUUCAUCCCCGCAUUCAAUGUGGACUUGCUUCCCGGUCCCAUCAAAAGCACGAUUAUCGAGGAGCAGGAGAAGAAAAGAGACGAGAUUUUGGAAAAAAAUAAGCUUAAUGUUUUAGAUGUUGGUUGUGGAGGAGGAAUUUUGUCUGAGUCAUUAGCUAGACUUAGAUUUGUGAAGUCUGUGAGAGGCAUUGACUUGUCUUCGGAUGUUCUAGAGGCUGCGCGUGUUCAUAAGUCUAAGGACCCAGUACUAAACCUGAAAUUGAGCUAUGAGCUUAAAGCAGUGGAGGAUUUACCCAGAGAUGAGAAAUAUGAUAUCGUUACUGUCUUUGAAAUGCUCGAGCAUGUUCAAUAUCCAUCCAAAGUUUUGGCCGAAGUAUUUGACAGAGUUGAAGUUGGUGGUUGGGUUUUCUUAUCCACAAUCAACAGGGACUUGAUUAGUUGGUUCACGACAAUCUUUAUGGGCGAACAUCUUUUAAGAAUUGUUCCCGUUGGAACACAUACACUUGAAAAAUAUAUUAAUGAGCAGGAAAUACGCCAAUGGAUAAAGAAAAGCGAUUAUGCUCAAUCUUUCACGGUUGCUGAUUCAAGAGGUUGUAUUUACGUCCCCGGAUGUGGGUGGAGUUUUACAGAAUGCCCCCAAAUUGGCAACUACUUCAUGGCUAUUCAGAGAACUAGCUGA